CCACUGCGGCGACCCCUGGCGGCGGCGAGCGGCGCAGGCGCCGAGCCGCGCAGCGCCCGCCCCUUCCGCUUCCGGCGCCGCCGCGAUGAUCGGGGACCUGCUGCUCUGCGGGACGCUGCUGGUGAACGCCGGCGCCGUGCUGAACUUCAGGCUGAGGAAGAAAGAAACGGAGGGCUUCGGCGAGGAGUCCAGGGAGCCGACGACCGGUGACAAUAUCAGAGAGUUCUUGCUGAGUCUCAGAUAUUUUCGAAUCUUCAUUGCCUUGUGGAACGUCUUCAUGAUGUUCUGCAUGAUCGUGUUAUUUGGAUCUUGAAAACCGUCCACAAACAUGUCUGUUAACUUGGAAGAGACUUUUGGCUGGAAACAUAACUUUUCUAUAAAGUAAAAGAUCAUAAUGCCUUCAAAAUACUGCCCUGGGAUUGUGGCUUGUUCUUUGGUACAAGCUCUAAAAUGUUAAAGGGAAAGGACACAUUCAUCCUCUUCAGCCAGUUGUAUAAUUAUAUGGCUUAUGCUGGUUUGCUCGCUGCCUGGGGAAGUAAGCCUUUAGGCUCCUGAACCAAAAUCUUCGAAGUAGAGUCAUUUCAACGUUACUGAAAUGAAGAGAACUUUAAAUUGUUUUCCUAGGCUUAGAGUGUGGUGCUUAGUAUUCAGUGUAGAACUGCAGCAUGCCGAAAGACCACAAACUUAAAACUGUGCAUUGUUAGUCAUUCCCAGCUCUCGAUGUGUCUGCUAAUGUCAUGAUUGUCUAGGUUACUUGGACUCUCUCUUCUUUAUUCUCAUUUUUAUAAACUUAUUUUAAGUUCAAAGACAUCUUCUGUUUUUUCUUCACUAUUCCAUUUAGUUUGUUGAAGAAAUAUACAAAGAUGAUGAAAAAAUGUGAUUCUCUCUUUAUUAUUGUUUGUUUCCAACAAAAUGCUUUUUUAAAUUAAAAUUUCAAAGAUGGUGUUUUUUCCUAAACAAAAUUAGGGGGAGGUUGAAUAGAAAAAUUGCAAAAAUUGUUCUAUAUGCCAACCCUAAGGAAUAGUUUUGGAAUCAUUUUGGAUUUGGUUGAAUAUAGAGGUUCUGUUCAUGAGUAAAAAUGUAUUUGAUAUCCAUGUUCAUUCUGUUGCAUGAGAAAUCAAUUCAGUGUUAAUGUUUCUGAGAAAUUUUAACUAGUCUGUCUUGUAAUUGUGCCUGGCUUUUUGUGUGUCUUUAUUUAUUUAUUUAUUUAUGUUGUUAGCCUCUUUGGCCUGUAACUUUCCCCCAGCAUCAGCAAAAUAAUUUGAGAGAGUACAGUGCUGGUUAUCUUUUAAAACAAAGUGCAAACUAUUAGUGGAACUUCCUCAGCCUCAAUUUCUUCAGCUGUAUAACUGUUGAGAAGAAAGAGAGGCCUCCAGAUUUUAACCUGAGGCUUAGGUUUUAACAAAUACCUUGAAUUUUAUCUGGAUGCAGCCAAGUAGUGAGGACACAGGUGUCAUGUACUCAGAGCAGUUCACCCCAGUUACGCUUUUCUGUGUUACUGAAGUGUUCAGAGUGUUCGUGCGCUCUUUUGGGGAAGGGUAGUCUGAGGGAAGAUGCUGUACAGUAAUGAACAUAGAAGAAUAUAUGGAGAAAAAGAUCCUUCAAGAGAGGUUUGUACUGCACAGAAACAUUUACAGUCUUUGGCUAAAUUGUAGAUGUCUUGUGUGUAACUUUUGUAUUUUAUGUUUUAAGCCUUUUCUAAUGUAUUUUUAAUGAGCAAAAGAGUAGUGUGCUGCCCUUGUUGUGGUAUCUGUGAGAUGGCAUCCAAACAAAUCCACUGCUUUAUAUAAUCCUUGGAAAGCAUUUUCUCCCUAACAUUCAUUAAGCUGAGUCUUCCUCAGUGAGAUUUGAAUGGUAGGGAGUGUAAGAAGUUUUUAUCAGAUUUAUGCUUAAGCCACUAGAGGGCCCUUAUAGUCAGCAGAGAAGCACUCGGGUCUCAUUUUCAGACUCUCUGGGUUUAAUUUUUACUCGGAAAAAUGGUUGAGCUGUGCGGAACUUACAUUCCGCUUUGUGAGUGACACUGAAUAUGGUGAACACAGGGAAUGGAAGAUGAUCAAACUCUACUGGGAAAGGAACGUGGACAGUUUUAUAGCUUGAAAUAGAUAAUGCAUGUUAAUAUUGAGUGCUGUCACCUCAAGAUUUCAAUUGUUCAAAAGAACAGAAGUUCAAAGGUAGUCAUUCUCCUUCUAUCCACCUGCUUUAGAAAUGACUAGAGUAGUUAAUUUUGAACUGCUCUUAAAUGCUAUGGAAGGGCUGACUGCUUGCCAAGUGUCACGUGGGAUGUCUUUCAGUAUAAGAUUUUGUGCGUUUGCUUUUGUACUGAGUCCAAUUUUGUAUGAUAAGCUUCUGAAAACCUGGCUUUCUUUUUACUCGUGCUUUCUUCAGAAUCAAGGAGAGAAGCGGCAAGUUAAAUUCAUCUUUGAAAAGAACUGUGUUUGUUUGGAUUUAAUAGGCUUAGUUUACCUAUGCCUAAUUUGUAUGUAAUGGAAGAGUUGCAUCGCACAUUGUUUUGAAAAUAAUGAAAUAAUGAAAAACUGAAGUUUCUCUACUAGGCAAAAACUUUUCGGAAUCUUUUGCAAAUUUGGGACUGGAAACCAUUUCUUUCAGAACAUACUUGACUUUUUGCGAUGAAAAAGAGCUUUUCACCCUUCUGCAAACGUAAAAUAAGGCCUGAGAAUGAAAGCAGAGUUUGCACACAUGGUCGCAUUGCAUCUUUAAUAGCUGAGUAAUAGCCAUAGGAACAGAUGCUAAGAGACAGCAGGGGUGAGCAAAGCGGUAAAUGCAUUUUCUUUUAAACAGUACAUUCCAGAACAGGAAGCAGUUUCUGUUCGGUUCCAUCUUCCCCUUGGACCCAGGACGCAGACCGAUUUACACCAUACUGAACAGUAGCUUCUGAGUGUAUUUUCUCUGAUACCCAAUGCUGAUUCUUGGGCUGCGUUUCUUAAGGUCAGUUCUCCAAGUGCACCUGGAUGCCCUAAGCGCUUGGGCUGUUUGUUUGCUCCUCCUGCCUCUCUCAGAAGCGCAGUCGCAGCAGCCACCGAAGACCCGCCGCCUGCAGACGACGGCUCCUGGAAGCGCUGACAGACCAGGGACUAUUAAAACCUUUGCAAAUAAACGCCUUGGCGCCC
This is a messenger RNA of Dromaius novaehollandiae (emu), 3128 nucleotides long. It is a transcript of the gene SMIM7, whose product is annotated as small integral membrane protein 7. The record is from RefSeq and is a predicted model, not a curated record. Bases 86 to 313 code for a protein of 75 amino acids. NCBI's taxonomy places the organism in Eukaryota, Metazoa, Chordata, Aves, Casuariiformes, Dromaiidae. The transcript is spliced from 5 exons.